Messenger RNA from Belonocnema kinseyi, 1161 nucleotides. RefSeq lists its product as uncharacterized. The transcript has 4 exons. Lineage: Eukaryota; Metazoa; Arthropoda; Insecta; Hymenoptera; Cynipidae. The coding region runs from base 674 to 1129 and encodes 151 amino acids. The record is from RefSeq and is a predicted model, not a curated record.
GUGCGCAUUUAACCGUUAGAUUUUUUAAAAGAUUUAAUCUUCAAAUUCAGUGAAUAAUGAAAAAGUACUACGGAGUACCGCGAGGUUUGCUGAGGCGCUGUCGGCAAAUCGUCGUCUGUUCUGGUUAACCUAAAAUCUGAAUUAAUUUUUCCUUUGGCGUUGAUCCACGUGUUGAUCCGUUCGCGGUGUUGAAAAUUGUUUUCUGUUUGAUGAAAAACGUGAAAAAUAUUUUAAAAUAGAUUCCAAAGUUGUAGUCUCAGAGCUAAUUGACUCUUGAAGCAUGGACUUGGAUCUUAUUCAAGAUUUUGCAGUUGGUUUUUGGUUUCUUGCCUAGAAGAAGGCCGGAAAUUUGCAGAUGGGAACAUACGACUCCCAUCUAAUACAACACCCUUGCAAAGUUCCCUUAUUUUUGCAAUAAGAACAAAUCAUCACGUUUCGCGAGAACCACCUUUGGAAGAUGUUAGAAAAUGCAAAGAAAUAACAGAAUUUCUUUUGAGGGCAGGCGGAAACGUAACUUUUCGUGAUCAUCUCAAGAGAACUGCACAUUUUUAUGGCCUGGCGAAAUUUUGUACAUUAGCAGUGGUUUCAGCAGAGGACUGGAAUAACUCUUUCAUAAAGAGAAAAUCAAGCCCAAUGGAAGCAAGCUUUUCUUUCAGAAGCUGCUCAAACACUCAUGUUCAACUACAACGGCAAAGAGCGAGUUCAAGAAAUAAAUCAGGAUAAUGAAUAUAAUUUUGCGGCUGGGACUUCUUAUCACUAUGGCACCUCCGGAAGAUAUGACACUCCAGAGAUUAACAAAUUUAUGAAAAACUUCAAUGAAGACAAAACAAUUUUCCCUUAUAUUCUCCGUAAUGACAGAUGCAAGAGAAUCUCAAAAAUGGCAAUAAAAAUGUUUGCACAAAUAGAAAGCGAAAUUGAAAAGAAUGUUGCUGCAAAUAUUCGGGUGGAAUUUUUGUUGUCAAAUUUUUACGAAAAAGUAGAAAGAGGUCUUAUGUAUGACGAGUACAUCAACGUGAUUGCUUCUCAAUUUUAUAAUGCUGAUGAAAUACUGCCUUACUUAAUUUUUCAGAAGAUAUUGUUCCUUUUGCCGGCUUAUGAUAUGAAAAAUAUUUGUAAGACUAAUUGCUAAUUGAAAAUAAAUAUAUAUUACUUAUGUCCGUU